AUGUCAAAUGAAAUUCUAUCUGAUGCGGUCAACACAAUAGACUUAUUGCAGUCGAUCUAUUUUGACAAAGAAUUCGAAUUUCAACGAAAUGAAGAUGAAGCAGCGUACAAAAUGUUGCAAGGAUGCUGGGAAUCAGACACAUGGCCAGCCUCCUUCAGCCCUCCUUUGCCUAGCAGCCUCGCAUUCACCAUCAAGGCGCCUGUAGAACUCACAGACCAAGAACAGCAUGACCAAGACGACGCUAUCUAUCUCACCUUCAAUGGACAGAUAUCGCUCACAUCCAUUACAGACUAUCAAUUAACAUUACCAUCAGCAGCCAAUCUCUGGCUCUCAAGAGAAGAUCACGAAACGCUUGUCAAUACAUUGAACAAUGAGAUACAGUUGGACCCAUCUGAUGAUCGCUCUACUUGGGUCAUUGAAAAGAUGCAGCAGUUACAAAACAUCGCAGAACCCUAUGCGCUUAGCAAACUACAGAAAUCAAAAGAAGAGAGCGAAAAGCUGAAAUCACUACGAGAGGGUGGUCCUGUCCGAUUUCUGAGAGAUUGGAUUUGGUUUCCCAUGAUUUACACUCGAGAAAAAAGAGGCGAUAUCAUUGAUUGGGCUCCCAAAUACAACAUCACUGGUUUCUUAUGUCCUGGCAAGCCUGGUGCCAUGUGCCUGGAAGGGCCCGAAAAGAAAGUGAUUCAAUUUGUCAACGAUAUCAAGACGAUUUCUUGGGCAAGCAUCAAUCCAAGCCAUCGCAAAAUGACAUCUCGAUGGAAACAGACAGUGGAUUGCAGUAACGAUGCACAGCUCAAUGCGGAGCGCUUGUUUGAGGGCAUGACAGAGAUCAAGUUUGAUAUUCAUGGAAAGUUUUCAAACCACAAUGAUCUAAGUAAGCUGCAGUUGUGGCUCAAGGAGAAGGGAUGUGGGGAGGCGUUUGAUCAUUUGUUUGAUUAUGAUAGUUAG
Molecule: messenger RNA, 948 nt
Organism: Mucor velutinosus
Lineage: Eukaryota; Fungi; Mucoromycota; Mucoromycetes; Mucorales; Mucoraceae
Product: sphingolipid delta-4 desaturase
Exons: 2
Coding region: 1-948 (315 amino acids)
Source: RefSeq, a predicted model, not a curated record